AUGAUCCAUGAGAAUAUUCAAUUAGUUAUAUUUCUUAUGAUUUUAUAUAUCAAUCAAUAUGAUUGUUCAAUACAUGCUGUUUCAUCUGCACUCAUUUAUGGACAAGAACCAUUGUCAUAUUAUUCAUUAGAAAAAAGUAAUAUUGUUCGUCGAUCAGCUAGUAAUACUAAAUGCGGAAAAGAUUUGACUUGUUUAAAUAGUGGUAAAUGUAAAGAUCAUCAAUGUCAAUGUUCUGAACAUUUUAUGGGUCAUGAUUGUAGCAUAGCACGAUGUGGCCAUACUUGGUGUUCUCAAACAGGAGGAAAAUGUAAACAUAAAAAACAUUGUCAAUGUUUAACUCGAUCUGGUGGUCCUGAUUGUAGUGGUGUCAAAUGUAGUAAAGGAGCAUCAGCUAGUUUAAUUUGUUUCAAUGGUGCUACUUGUAAUAAUGAAUCGGAUACAUGCAAUUGUCGAUCUGGUUAUCAAGAUGGUGGAACGGGUUGUUUAACAAAAGUAUGUUCGAAUGAUGAUUUAUGUUAUACGAAUAAUGGUAUUUGUACUGCGAGUGGAUGUAAAUGUCGAUCACAUUUGAUAAAUGGUUCUGAUUGUUCUCGAAGAACUUGUGGAAAAUCAGGUUUAAUCUGUCAUAAUGGAGGUCAUUGUGUUGAUGAAAAGCAUUGUCAAUGUUUAUAUGGAUGGACUGGUAUUACUUGUAAUGGUCGAAAAUGUCCUGGAUUUACAGACCUUAUUUGUUAUUCAGCAACAUGUCCUGAUAGGGGUAGUGCACCAGUAUGUCAAUGUCCAGGACAUGCUAAAGGAAAAGAUUGUUCUGGAAUUACUUGUGGAAAUAAAGGAUUGGCUUGUUAUAAUGGUGGUACUUGUAAUGAAACAACAUCAACAUGUUCCUGUUUAAUUGGAUAUGGUGGACCUGAUUGUAGAGCUGUACAAUGUGCACGAUAUCCAAAUUUGUUUUGUUAUAAUGGUGGUUGUCCAUCUGUAGGACAUGAUAGUGAAGCGCAAUGCAUUUGUUCGGAUCCAUAUACAGGUACUGAUUGUUCACAAGUAAUGUGUAGUCAUCGUGCAGCUACAUGUUACAAUGGUGGUGAAUGUUUUGAUGGUCAAUCUUGUACUUGUCCACCUGGUUAUGGAGGAAUUAAUUGCCGUGGACUUCCAUGUGGAUCUGGAUUUUGUUAUAAUGGGGGAGAAUGUAUAAUCGAUGAAAAGACUGGAGAAAUGAAAUGUCUUUGUAUAGGCAAUUAUACACUUGCAGAUUGUUCAGGAGAAAAAUGUUCUGAAAAUGGACCUAUUUGUUAUAAUGAUGCUAUUUGUGAAAAAGAUAAAAAUGAUAAUUAUACAUGUCAAUGUACUGGACAAUGGGCAGGUGCUGAUUGUUCAGCAACACCAUGUCAACAUGCGUUAUGUUAUAAUGGUGGAUAUUGUGAUGAUGAUGGAAAAGGAAAAGAUGGUUGUGUAUGUGUAAAUGGUUGGCAAGGGGUUGAUUGUCGAGCAAGAUCAUGUGGACCUCAUGGACCUAUUUGUCAUAAUGAUGGAUCGUGUAUAUCAACUUCAAAUUCAACUUUUAUUUGCCAAUGUAAACAUCCAUGGUCUGGUUCAACAUGUGAAGAACAAAUAUGUGGUACUGGUGGAUUAACUUGUUUGAAUAGUGGCGUUUGUUUAUUGACUACUAUUGAUCAUUUGUCACCGACAUGUAUAUGUUCAUCGGGUUUUGCUGGUGAUGAUUGUUCAGCUGUUAUAUGUGGUUCCGAAGGUAAUGCUUGUUUCAAUGGUGGUCGAUGUAAUGAAACGACUGGAAUAUGUAUUUGUCCUCCACCACUUACUAGUGAUGAUUGUCGUGGCAAUAUUUGUGGUGCUGGUACAGCUAAUAGUAUUGUCUGCCAAAAUGAUGGUAUUUGUGUAGAAAAUUCUGAAGGUGAAUGGACAUGUAAUUGUACACAUGGAUGGACAGGUCCAUAUUGUAUGUUACAUAUGUGUGGGGAAGAUUCUGCAACAAAUUUAGUAUGUGCACAUGAAGGAACUUGUGUACAUUCACCAAUAACUGGUGAUUAUACAUGUUCAUGUCAACCUCAAUGGACAGGAAUUGAUUGUUCAGCUAUGCGAUGUUCAGAACCAGAUAUUGCAUGUUAUAAUCAAGUUGAUUAUAAUCCAAACGUAUGCACACCGAAAGGAUGUGACUGUCUCAAUGAUGGUUAUGGAGCUGAUUGUAGAGGCGUUCGAUGUGGUCUAGAACCAGGUCGAUGUUAUAAUGGUGCUGUAUGUAUUGAUGGAUUGCGAGGUAUUUGUUCAUUUUGUCCAGCUGGAAUUAAUGUGAUAUGUCCUGGUGUCAAAAGUGGUUACUGUUUUAAUGGUGGCAUUUGUAUUGGUGGAACAACGUGCUUAUGUGGUCUUCGAAGUGAAUGGUCAGGUGUUGAUUGUUCUGAAAAACGAUGUUCGGGCAAUUAUAGAUGCUUGAAUGGUGGUUCGUGUAGUAAUAAUGUUGCAAAACGUGAAUGUAUAUGUCCACCGACAUUCGAAGGACCUCAAUGUGAAAAUUCAAUAAAGAACUAA
Molecule: messenger RNA, 2544 nt
Organism: Rotaria sp. Silwood2
Lineage: Eukaryota; Metazoa; Rotifera; Eurotatoria; Philodinida; Philodinidae
Source: the annotation of a GenBank genome assembly